This is a messenger RNA of Heterobasidion irregulare TC 32-1, 2766 nucleotides long. Its product is annotated as glycoside hydrolase family 35 protein. Gene Ontology annotation, molecular function: beta-galactosidase activity. Gene Ontology annotation, biological process: carbohydrate metabolic process. Lineage: Eukaryota; Fungi; Basidiomycota; Agaricomycetes; Russulales; Bondarzewiaceae. The transcript has 16 exons. Bases 1 to 2766 code for a protein of 921 amino acids. The record is from RefSeq and is a predicted model, not a curated record. Gene Ontology annotation, cellular component: vacuole.
AUGCUUCGAAAUUCGACGACACCUUUGCGGACCGUUCACACCAAGAGCCACCUGAACAGCGUUCUAGGCUUCCCGUUCUCUUUUGCUCAUCUAUUUCACAGACGUGCGUUCUCGGGCGAUGAUGACGUCCGGCGGGAUAACUGUAGCCUGGUCCUGCAAGGACAGCGUUUUCUUAUCUAUUCUGGCGAAUUUCACACAUACCGCUUGGCAGUGCCCUCUCUCUGGCCCGACAUCUUGCAGAAGAUCAAGGCCGCUGGUUCGAACGCGAUCAGCGUGUACCUGCACUGGGGAGCGAUCAACCCGGCCCCGGGCGUGAUAGACUUUGACGAAUACCGCGCCGUGGAGCUCUUGUAUGAGGCUGCCAAGCCGCUGGGAUAUGGGCUGUACAUCAACGUGGAGAGAAGUGCGGGCGGUAUUGCCUAUUGGGUCACGAGCGAGAUCGCAGGGCCGUUGAGGAUAAAUGCGGUAGACUUUAGAGCGUCGUGGCAAGAUUACAUACAGGGUAUCAUCGAGCAGACUGCACGGUAUCAAAUCACGGAGGGCAAGCCUGUUAUCAGCAACGAGUAUACCCAGAACGCGGUAACCGGUGCAUACUUCUCGGAGCUUGAGGCAGCCUACCAUAAUUCCUCGAUCGUUGUUCCGCUCACAUAUAAUGAUCCCGGCGAAUACUCUACCGAUGCGUGUGGCCCUACUGCUCCGGGUUACGAGAAUUGCAGGCAGUUGACUGGUGCCGCUUUCGAAUCGGUCUUCUAUCGCACCCCGUGGGCCUCCAAUGCGAAGUUGAUGGGUUUCUACACGCUCUACGAGUGCGGCGCAAUUCCUUUUCCUGGCGUCUAUACGUCACACGACUAUGGUGGCGCUAUAGCUGAGAACCAUGCACUCACUGACAAGUACACCGAGCUGAAGCUGCAGGGAUUGUUUCUGCGAAGCUCUCCUGAAUUUUACAAGACGGAUCGAAUUGGAAACAGUACCGGCGUGGUAUCUGUCUUUGACAGCGCAGCAUUCGCCGUGCUUUUGCGCAAUCUCGACACUCCUUCGGGCUAUUGGUUCGGGAGACAGACGAAGUCAACAUCGACUGUCAUCACAAACUUCAACAUGACCAUCGACACUUCUGCUGGGACCCUCCAGAUUCCCCAAGUGGCCUCUGGCGUCACACUUAGCAGCCAUCAAUCCAAGGUCAUCAUUGGUGACUAUGUGUUUGGCACGCAUUCAUCCCUGCUUUACUCGACUGCGUCCAUCCUCUUCGCAGGUACAAUAAGGUCUUGGGAUGUUUUAUUCCUGUACGGCGAUGCCGACCAAGAAGACUCGCCUUAUGUUUCGUUCACUACUGCAGCAUCUGACAACCAAAGCAUCGUCUGCUUUUCACCCGGAAUUUCUGGUCUCGUGACCGUUUUUGACUCGCUUAGCCUGGUUCUCUACGCGGAUACGGUUACCGCAGGGACGUUCUGGGCGCAUGCCCUUGCCGGUACGGACCCACACGCGAACUACUGGCAGAUCGGGACCAACUCGACGUUGCUAGUCGGCGGCCCGCACCUUGUGCGGAACGCGUCGCUUUCCGCGUCUGACACUCUUGCUCUCCGCGGCGAUCUCAAUUCUAGCGUGCGUCUGACGGUCAUCGGGCCGCCCGAGGUGGAGACGGUGAUGUGGAACGGAGAGCCCGUCGACCCUGACAUGGACGCCGCCUUGCGCUUGACUUCUGUCGGCGCGUUCUCGGGGCAGCAUGUGUUGAAGAGUGUCGGGCGAGAGAUUGAGACGCCCAUGUUAGAGGACUGGAAAUUUGCCACUAGUCUCCCGGAAGUGGACGUUGGUUUUGACGACUCUGCGGGGACGGUCAUGAUUCAUACCGCGACAAAUAACCCUUUCAAGCCGUUCUACGGCGAUGGAAAAGUCUUGUAUGGAUGCGACUAUGGAUUCUGCGAGGACAUCGUCCUUUGGCGCGGGCAUUUCGAUGGGACUGUCAACGUGAAGUCUGCAAAUCUAUCCACCAACAGUGGAGAAGCGUUUGCUGCGAGCGUUUGGCUUAAUGACCACAUCAUUGGGAUAUGGAAACCGAAAUAUCUUGGAGGAACAGAUGAUCUGUUUGUAUUCCCGAACGGAACGGUUCUGAUCGGUCAAGACAAUGUGAUCACGAUCGUUCAAGAUAACAUGGGUCUAAAUCAAACUCGGAACAGCCCCGAGAAUUUCAAAUCCCCUCGUGGAAUCCGCGGGUUUAAACUCAAUAACAGCACUUUUUCGGAUUGGAAAGUCCAGGGCAAAGUCAGAGGAUAUGCCAGCUUCCAGGACACGACUCGCGGCAUCAUGAACGAAUGCGGCCUCUUUGGAGAACGCAAGGGGUGGCAUCUCCCGGGCUUCGACACGUCGUCUUGGGCCUCCCGCGGCUUCUCUUCUGGUCUACCAAACGACAGCGCAGGAGUCAGGUUUUUUGUGACGACAUUUGAUCUGCGCGUGCUCGACGGGUUCGAUGUGCCCAUGUCGUUCAACUUUGACUUGACCCCCGCGCCCUACCGUACAUUUUUGUUCAUCAACCGAUGGAUGAUGGGAAAGUUUGUCGCCAACCUCGGACCCCAAUGGAAGUUCUCGGUGCACGAGGCCAUCCUGGAGUACCUGGAGUACCAAGGGACAGAUACUGUCGCCGUUGCGCUUUGGGCAAUGGAGUCUGUUCCGAUCUCUCCUCGGUUGAACAUCACCAUCGACUCAGUGCUCAAUGGAGGUGUAGGAAACGUGGUGGCGAACAAUCCGCCGUGGGGCUCUCGCGGACGGUUGUGA